Messenger RNA from Anneissia japonica, 1029 nucleotides. RefSeq names its product octopamine receptor beta-2R-like. Lineage: Eukaryota; Metazoa; Echinodermata; Crinoidea; Comatulida; Comatulidae. Gene Ontology annotation, cellular component: membrane. Gene Ontology annotation, biological process: G protein-coupled receptor signaling pathway. The coding region runs from base 43 to 1029 and encodes 328 amino acids. The record is from RefSeq and is a predicted model, not a curated record. Gene Ontology annotation, molecular function: G protein-coupled receptor activity. The transcript is spliced from 2 exons.
UUUAAAAGGAAGCUGAAUUGGUAGCUUGUUGAAAGUGUCAAAAUGUAUUCUACAAUGGAGAACAAUUACACAGAAGAGAACGACACUGACGUCAUACAAGUUCCUAUUUUUCUUUACUUCAUGAUAGAAUCUUCUGUAAUCUCUCUGAAUGCCAUCAUCGGGGCACUUGGAAACGCUUUGGUGUUCUUAACGGUUUACUCGAUCCCGUCUCUGCAUACUGUUUCGAACGUACUUCUUGCAAGCCUCUCUUGUUCAGACUUCCUAUCGGCGGUUAUUGGAGCACCAUUGGCAAUAUACGUGAAUAUAAACUCAGGAGUAACUUUCAGGGAUACUUCACUAAAAGGAGACGUGUUUUACAUACCACUCUAUAUAUCUUGUCCUGUUUCAGUGUGGCAUCUAUUUUUCAUUUCACUUGAUCGGUAUUUUGCAAUCUCCUAUCCAUAUAAAUACCAGAUGCACGCAACAAUCCAGAGAGUAUUUUACUUCAUCAUACUAUCGUGGGUGCUCGGAAUCGUGUGGGGCAUAGUUCCGUUGUUCGGUGGUUUAGAGAUAGAUGAGGACUGCCUCCCGGAUGUUUGUAAAACUUACAGUAAAUCAGCUCAUCAAGUUUACGAAAUAAUGAGCGCAGUUGGUAUAUUUUUAACAUUUAUUACAAUUAUCAUAAUUUAUGCCAGAAUAUUUUACAUUUCAAAAAAGCUUUCCAAUGAUAUACGGCCAAGACCAUGUAACUUGCCAGUUUCAAAAGAAAAUAAAGACCGAGCUUCACUAAUAAACACUAUUAAAGUUACCGCAAUGGUGGUUGGAGGGUUUUUCCUUUGCUGGUCACCAAUGUUCGUGUAUAUGAUCGCUCAGAAUAAGCCUGAUAACGUAUCGCUAAACAUUCUCAGGCUAUGUGCUGAAAUAGCAAGUCUCUGUAGUUUGUCAGUGAAUCCGUUUAUUUACAACUUUAAGUUGAAGACUUUUCGAAAUGGCUUUCGACAAACGAUUAGAAAAAUAGCCAGAAUAUGUAAACGCCAACAAUUUGAUUGA